AUGCAUGUUGUGGACCCGACUCGAUUUCCUUUGGCCGCCAAUGCACAAUAUAAACCACAUCCGCAUACGCUUACAGAUGCCAAAGCCUUUUACUCCCAGUAUGGCAUUGAGAAUAUGGUGCUCGUGCAACCGUCAAUCUACGGAGACGACAAUUCGUGUAUGUUGGAAGCACUCGAGGAAUUGACGCCCAAGCAUGGACGCGCCGUGGUCGGCUUGAAUCCUGAGACCAUCAACACAAAGACGCUGGAGAAGUGGCACGCCCUUGGCGUGCGAGGAGCCAGGCUGAAUCUCGUCAGUGUCUCGAGGGAAAUCACCGACGAUGAAUUGCGUGCGGAACUGAAGAGCUAUGCGAGGGUUCUAAGGCCUUUCAAUUGGGUUCUUCAACUCUACAUCCCAUUGAAAUUGGCAUUACCACUCUUAAACAUCGUGCCAGAUCUAGGGAUCAGAAUCUGUGUUGAUCAUUUCGGAUCGCCUGUGCUUCCUGAACGAUUCGAUCCAUCAACCCCCGUUUAUCCAUACGACAUGCGAGGCUUCGCGUCCCUGGUGAAUCUGCUCCAGGACGGUAGGACGUGGGUGAAGCUCUCAGCACCAUAUCGACUUUCGAAAGACCCAGGGAUGAGAGAUUUGGAUCCCAUUGGCAGGGAGUUGGUCAUCAAAGGUGCGGAUCGUGUUGUCUAUGCAACCGACUGGCCGCAUACGAGGUUUGAGAAUAUCAACUCAGAACCAUUCAUCGAGAAAUGCUACGAAUGGUGCAACGGCGACGCUAAAUUAGUCGAGAAGAUCUUUCGAACCAAUGCUGAGAAGCUAUGGGACGCAUCCUCGGAUAUAUAG
This is a messenger RNA of Fonsecaea multimorphosa CBS 102226, 831 nucleotides long. RefSeq lists its product as uncharacterized. Bases 1 to 831 code for a protein of 276 amino acids. The record is from RefSeq and is a predicted model, not a curated record. The transcript has a single exon. Lineage: Eukaryota; Fungi; Ascomycota; Eurotiomycetes; Chaetothyriales; Herpotrichiellaceae. Gene Ontology annotation, molecular function: hydrolase activity.